GACGUUUUCGUGAGUGCAUGUGGUCGUGUCGAAGGACUUGCGUUUUGCAACAUAUUUGAACAUUUUCACUUUCAAAUUGUGCAUUACAAGGUACGAAUUAAGACUAUCGAUCUUCAAAGAUAGAAUUGAAACAUAUGUUACAGUUGUUAUUUAAAAAAUGGUGUCCAAACAAAUAUUAGAAGAACAAAUUAAAGCUCAAGGAGACUUGGUUAGGAAGUUAAAAGCAGCUAAAGAAAGCAAAGAAAAGUGCUAAUAUACCAAAAUGUUUGCCAAGUCAUUACGUUCAGUCUAUUUUAUGUCACGACCUGUGGCUAUCAGUUACAAGUCUUUGGCCACCUCUACAUCCAAAUUUCAUGGAAAACCACAGAUUGAUGAACAAGUUGCUAAACUCUUAGAAUUAAAAGCAGAAUUAAGCAAUGCUGGUGAAGAUAGCAAUGCAGCAUAUAGUAAUCAAAAGUUCACUCUUAAGACACCUAAAGGCACCAGAGACUAUUCACCUCAACAAAUGGCACUUAGAAAUAGUGUGUUGGAAAAAAUAAUAUCUGUUUUUAAGAAACAUGGAGCUGAAACUAUUGAUACUCCCAUAUUUGAGCUAAAGGAAGUUUUGACUGGAAAGUAUGGUGAAGAUUCAAAACUUAUUUAUGAUCUCAAAGAUCAGGGUGGUGAAAUAUUAUCUUUGAGGUAUGAUCUGACAGUUCCUUUUGCAAGAUACCUUGCAAUGAAUAAAAUCACUAAUAUAAAAAGAUAUCACAUUGCAAAGGUUUACAGAAGAGACAAUCCCUCUAUAUCCAGGGGAAGGUAUCGAGAAUUCUAUCAGUGUGACUUUGACAUAGCUGGUGCGUACGAUCCAAUGAUACCUGACGCCGAAUGUGUAAGGAUAGUGUUUGAAAUCUUAAAAGUUCUGGAAAUGCCCUCGUUUGUCAUUAAACUGAACCACAGAAAGUUGUUAGAUGGUAUGUUUGAAGCAUGUGGUGUCCCAGCGACUAGUUUUAGAGCUAUUUGCUCUGCUGUGGACAAGUUGGACAAGUCUCCAUGGGAAGAGGUGCGUAAAGAAAUGGUGGAAGAAAAAGGCUUAUCAGAAGCAUCUGCAGACCUAAUAGGUGAAUAUGUACAGCUAAAUGGAAAGGCAGAUUUGGUGGACAAGCUGUUGGCUGAUGACAAGCUGUCAAAGAAUAAGUCUGCAGUGGAAGGUUUAGAAGCAAUGAAGUUAUUGUUGAAAUACUGCGAUUUAUAUGGCUCAUCUGACAAGGUUCUGUUUGAUCUUAGCCUUGCUAGAGGGCUGGAUUAUUAUACAGGAGUUAUUUAUGAAGCUGUGUUGUUAGCAGAUAAUGCCUCGUCCUCGGAAGAGGUAUCAGUGGGCUCAGUGGCAGGUGGAGGCCGUUACGACAACCUGGCAGGCAUGUUUGACCCUAAAGGGCGCCAGGUGCCGUGCGUGGGCGUUUCCAUUGGCGUAGAGAGACUGUUUGCCGUCAUGGAAGCGCGCAAAGCGGCCGAAAAGAUCCGAACCACUGAAACAGAGGUGUAUGUGGCAACAGCGCAGAAAAACUUGCACGAAGAGAGGAUGCGAUUGUGCGCCGAGCUGUGGGCCGAGGGAUUCAAGGUGGAACACUCGUACAAGAAAAAUCCUAAGCUUCUGCAACAAUUGCAACACUGUGAAGAAUACGGAAUUCCCUUGGCUCUGAUAUUGGGCGAAUCAGAAAUCAAAAAUGGCGUAGUGAAACUUAGAAAUGUAACUACUCGUGAAGAGGUUGAAGUAGGCAGGUCUAAACUUGCUGAUGAGAUCAGGCAAAGAUUACAGGGUGGAUGUCAAAAUGGGUCAUGAUUUAAUAUUGCACAUGGAUUGAAAGUUUUAGUUAUCUCUAAAAAAAUAUGUGGCAGUAUUAGAUGGCACAGAUGCUUUGCACAUUAAAGGUGAAAAUAUAUAACAUUUUGAUACAGUAUAUGCAUUUUUGUUUAUAUGUUGUCAGAUCUAUGCACAUAAGUUUGAUCGUCCUACUUUUUCUAAGACUUUGUUUUGCUUGUCUCAAGGAUUGAUAUUUUUAAUUUUGUCCAUCUUUGAUAUUUGACAUCCCUCCUGUUUCUUGAAAGCAUUUACUAAUGUUACUAGAGAUCAAAAUAUUCCAAUGUCUAAUCAUUGGCUCACAUAAUUAUGGAAAACACCUUUAUUUUAGAGAUAAGUGAAUCCAAGAUUGUAAUUUAUAAUUUAUUUAUUGGAAAAUAUAAAACGUAUAUACAUAUGAA
Molecule: messenger RNA, 2241 nt
Organism: Acanthoscelides obtectus
Lineage: Eukaryota; Metazoa; Arthropoda; Insecta; Coleoptera; Chrysomelidae
Source: the annotation of a GenBank genome assembly